Pocillopora verrucosa is the source of this 795-nucleotide messenger RNA. NCBI's taxonomy places the organism in Eukaryota, Metazoa, Cnidaria, Anthozoa, Scleractinia, Pocilloporidae. The record is from RefSeq and is a predicted model, not a curated record.
AUGGGACUACUGCCACAAGUUGACCAGACAGCAUUAGAUUACGCAAGUCCUUUCACCGCCAUCCAAGGGCGUGGGCGUCAGCGUUUAAAGAGGUGGUUGUGUGUCUCCACAUUCUUAGCGACUCGUGCUGUUCAUCUUGAAGUAGCGUGGGGGCUCAAUACAAAUAGUUUUAUUAAUGUGCUGACUAGAUUUACAAGUAGGAGAGGAGUUCCCAAGGAAAUGAUCGGUGAUAACGGAAGCAACUUCGUCGGAGCGGUCAAUGAACUGAAGGAGCUUGUAGACCAGAUGGACAAGGAUAAGAUUCAGCGUAUGACUACAAACAAGGGAAUAAAGUGGAAAUUUAACCCCCCUCGAGGUCCCCGCUUCAGCGGAGUACACGAAAUAAUGGUUAAAGCCGUCAAGAAGGCGAUAUAUGCUGUUCUGGGAAGCAGUGACAUCAUGAAUGAAGAACUGACCACAGUCGUUGCCGGUGCUGAAGGUUUUCUUAAUUCGAGGCCGCUGACCUAUCAGUCAGCAGAUAUAAAGGAUGAAGUGCCAUUGACACCCAACCAUUUUUUGUAUGGACAAAUGGGAGAACAGUUUGCACCGGAGAGUGUUGAUACUAUGAGAUUCAAUCCAAGGAAGAGAUGGCGAAAGGUGCAAGAGUUAAUCUCUCGAGUGUGGUCUAGAUGUGAGACAAUGAGUGACAGCUGUCAAGUGAUUUUACGGAUAAAAACCAUGCGGUUCGCGCUGUCUGUUGUUGGGAUUCAGGAUUCGCCGGGCGUCGUUGAGUGUUUUGAUCGUGUCUCGCCAUAA